This is a messenger RNA of Pieris brassicae (large cabbage white), 2510 nucleotides long. It is a transcript of the gene Sult, whose product is annotated as sulfotransferase 1E1-like. The transcript has 7 exons. The coding region runs from base 164 to 1192 and encodes 342 amino acids. The record is from RefSeq and is a predicted model, not a curated record. Gene Ontology annotation, molecular function: sulfotransferase activity. Gene Ontology annotation, cellular component: cytoplasm. NCBI's taxonomy places the organism in Eukaryota, Metazoa, Arthropoda, Insecta, Lepidoptera, Pieridae. Gene Ontology annotation, biological process: sulfation.
AGUCGUGUAAAAAAUUGUAUUAUUCAUAGACAAAACUAAAUAAUUGCUUGUAUGAAAAUUGGUGCUAUCGGUACAAUCGAUGGUAGAUUAGAUAUUGAUUAUUAAAGUGCAGGUAGUCAGGUUGUGUUCGACAGUGACAUAUACGACAGUGGUGGACAGAGCUAUGGCGCCAUGGCGUGAGUUACCUUAUGAAAUCCGCGAUGUGUCGCCGGAAGAGGAUAAAAUUAUCAAGAAGUGUUUGAUUGGUUACACAAAAAAAUUUAUCAAAUGUGGCAAGACUGGGUAUGUGAUGCCCGCUGCAUUUAAAAAGCACGCUGAAUACAUCUACAACUUUAAGGUCCGGCCAGAUGAUAUUUGGGUCGUCACUUAUCCUAGAUCAGGAACAACAUGGACUCAAGAAAUGGUGUGGUUAUUGGAAAAUGGAUUGGACUUUGAAGCAUCGCAAAAAUCUCCUCUAUAUGAACGGUUUCCUAUGUUAGAAUUAACAUCACAAAUACCGGAGGUGGCGUUCGAGCUGAUUAAGAUAAACUUCAUGAAUCUAGCAAAUUUUCAAGGGUUGAACAAGGCGGUAAAGCGGCCGAGUUGGAAGGAUAUAGAUGAGGCACCAUCACCUAGAUUAAUCAAGACCCAUCUCCCAUUAUCGUUACUCCCACCAGAUCUAUUAAAGGCAAGAGUCAUCUAUGUAGGUAGAGAUCCAAGGGAUGUUGUGGUAUCGAAUUAUUACCUUCAUAAAAUGAUUAUGAAGAGUUUUAUGAGAGGAUCGUUUCUACACUUUUGGGAGGCGUUCCGGCGGGAUUUACUACCUGGAAUGCCAGUUAUAUCUCACACAAACGAAGCCUGGAAACAGAGACAUCAUCCGAAUCUCCAUUUUUUGUUUUAUGAAGACAUGCUUCAGGAUCUACCAAAAAGCAUACGCGGCGUCAGUGAAUUUCUACCAAGGAAUGUAACCGAAGAACAAGUGAAGAAGCUUGCAGAACAUUUAACGUUUAAAAAUCUUAAGAAGAACAAGAAUGUUAACAAUUCAACUGACAGUGAUAUACAAUUUAUUAGAAAAGGUGAAUCCGGCGGGUGGAAAACACAUUUCGAUGCGAAAAUGGAACUACAGGCUGAAGAAUUUAUGAAUGAAAGGCUAAAAGGUCUAACUUUGAAAUACCCAACAUAUGUUCUAGACGAUGAAUGUUCAAGAUUGUAAAUAAGAAAUGAAUUAUCUAAAACACAUGUCUGAUACAAACGUAACUUCAGAGUUACGUUACGUAUGGAGUCCAGACUCCAUAUAUCUUUACGGGUCUUUUCAAUAGAGACGUUGUGUUGUGCGAGUUGUCGUCAUCUAUAUUAGUCUAUAUUUUAGUUAAGUUUGCACAAAAAGAUGACAACAAACAAUGGUAUUGUGGUGACACUGCAAUAUACGCUACAAAUCACUGUGAUGAUGUCAUACCCUGAAACGCACCAACGAAAUUAUCCCGACUGUACACGACAACUUAGCCAUUGAGGCUUUCUAGCAGCCGAGUCGGUGGUUAGACUGGUCGAGAAUCCUUCCUGUAGAUUAGAGUAACUCAACUUCAACAUCCUUCCGUGUCGUAUAGCUAAACGAACUCUUCCGUGUCAAUACGGAACACAUGGAUAAAAACGUAAUGAACGUUAUCGUUAUAAAUAAAUAUAUAAAGUUGAAUGGGACCAUUUCUGAACAUGACAAAAUUUGAGGGUAGUUUCAAGGAAUAACGCAUGGACAAAGAUUACUUUUCGUUAAUGUGCUAAGAACUGAUUGGUGAUAGAUUUUGUCUUUUUUUUCAUAUGAAAUUAUUUUGCGUACUUAUAGGGGUAUCUAUCCCUAUCCCUAUCGUAGUAUAAAAUUGUAACAUGCGCUCGCGCUUCGUCAUGUAAUUAUUCUCAUUCAAAUACAAUAACUGCUAAUUGUCUGUCUCAAAGCAUCUGUCUUACCCGUUUAAAGCAAUAGGAGACAGGUUUUGUAAACUCGAUACAAGAAAAGAAAAAAAAAUUGCACGAAUAAUUGUCUAAUUAUUCACGAAUAAAAUAAAUAUUAUUUAAUUAAACAGUUGUUUUGUGUCAAUAUUAAUUUUAUAAAUGUUGUAUAUUUUACAGAGUUCAGAAAUAACUAUUUAGUAUGGCAUUCAAACGCAUUUAUUUAAAUAUUUGUACAGGCCUUUUAUUUGUUUGGCCACGAAUCUGUGGAUUUACGCACUGUUUCCAAGGGAAAUUUCGCCUCUGCUCCCUCUAAAGAUUUUUAAGAGACUAAACGUCACUGUGUCGUUUUGAGAAGGCCAUGUCUAAAUGGUUGAGCUCUGGGCUAGAUGAUGGCGAGUAUUCAGCUCUUAUAAAGUCCGGAAUGUUGGUUUCAUGCCAGACUUGGGUAGUCCUGCCUGCUGGAAUGUCCACGGUAUAUUUUAAAAAAGUGUAUUGCUGAGAGGUUUCACAACAUGACCUAAGACUGUAUCUUAAUACACUUUGGCUAAUGUUUUCACUAGUUUUUUUUACAAAAAUGUAGUUUCGUG